GAAAGGGCUGCUUUUCUUCUUUGCUUUUGCCUAGACAUGUUCCGUUGUGUGAGUCAUAGGGGAUUUCAACAGGAAAUGUAAUGCUGGAGCUGUUCACUUCCUCGUUAUACAGAAGGUGGUAUGUUUUCAUUAUCUGUGGGUCUUUCGAGGGCACCGGAAAUUAGAAAGUAGCAAGCGGUAGCAUACCAUGUGGGGUGCAGUCCUAACUCCGGUCCAGUAGUUGUCGCUAAUGCGUCGCACCUUUGAGCGCGGAUGGGCGUGAGAGGGGGAAAACGCCUACCUCCAGACCUCCAGACAGACAGAGGUGGAUCGGGGAGCAACGGGGGACAACGUUCAAUAGUAGCUUCCCACUGUAAAUGUGAGGCAGGAUAAGGACUUCGCUCUCAAACACAUAUCCCUUUGUAUUCAUCAAUGCAUCGCGGUUGUGAACAAACCUGACACGUUUUGAAAAAUGCCCAUUAUCAUCCGGUUGCAAGGCCUUGAUGUGAAGGCAGGCAUUGAGGAUAUUCGCUCAUUCUUUGAAUGCCUUCACAUCCCAGAUGGGGGAGUCUACAUUCUUGGAGGAAGUCUAAGAGAGGCAUUUAUUGCAUUUAACUCUGAACGAGAUGCCCAGCUUGCUAUGCGGCAAACAGGGACGUUCCUUAAAGGGUCUAAGGUGACUCUACAUAUAAGCAGCAUGGGAGAGUUGGAGCGCAACCUCAAAUCAUUGUUAAGGAGGAAGAAGCCCUCCCCCACGUUGCUCACAGCCAAGAGAAAAAGGCCCUCAAGGUGUUCAAAUCCACAUUUGAAUGGAAGGGUUAGUAGCCCUAAAACUGCAGAUCUACCACCUACGAGGCCACUAGAUCCCAGAAAACAGCCCCUUAAUCCUGAUUGUACUACAACCCUGCAGGCUGCAAGUACACCCUCACUUGAUUCAGGCACUGCAUUUCUACUUGGAAUAUGUACUGUUCUUCAAGGCCUCCAGUCAUCCCAUGUGGACAAAAAUGAGACAGUGCCACAUGUUGAUUUUCCAAUGACUGACAACAUUGUGUCCAGUGAUGUGAAGACGCAUGAGCAAAAUCUGGAAUCAGGCUAUGUAAGGCUCUUUGGACUGCCAUCCUCAACCACAAAAGAUGACAUCUGCCAGUUUUUCACAGGGUUGACUGUACAGGAAGUUAUUGUGAAUGUGAAGCUGGGAAUUAACAAUGGCUGCCUGGUGAAGUUUGCAACCAUGCAACAUGCAAGUGAUGCACUUCUCUUCAAUCAGUAUCAGCGGGGCAAUGUCACUGUGGAGGUUCGUGGAGCAACAGAGAAGAUGUGGACCAGUGCCCUGCAAGAAUGUGAAAAUUCUCUGGACAAUGGAGCAAGAGUGGGACAUAAGCGUUACCCUUUUAGGGAAACUCCUAACCAAAGAAGAAAAUCUCCUUCAGAACAGUGGAUUAAGAGCGGACCCAUCAAACCACUUUCAUCUAAAGCUGCCAAAAAAGUAAGACUUGAUAACCUACCCCCCAGGUCACCUAAAAUAGAGUAUGUUGUGAAGGUCAGCAACCUACCCCCAACAAUAACCAAGACUGAAAUUAAGGAGUUAUUUACAUGCACGACCAUUCCACACAAACAUGUCCAACAUUAUCUUGAUCCGGAUGGCAACAGAACAGACACAGCUUUUAUUAUUUUUAAAAAUACUGCAGAUUAUGACUAUGCAAUGAAUCUCAAUGGUUGCCAUGUGGGAUCCUCUGCCAUUGAGGUGACAUCAGUCACAAAGUCAAUGAUGAAGGAAAUGAUGGCUAAAACCAGUCAUAGCAAUCAGAAGGAGGACACAAACAGUAAAACAAAUCGACGAGGGAAAUCAGAUCCAUUGGAAGUACCGGAGGAAGAACCAAACAGGACCCCAGACCCAGCAGCAAAGACGUGCCUGUUUGUCAGAAACAUGCCAGCAGAUGUACAGGAAGGUCAAAUCAAAAGCCUCUUCUGCAAAUAUAAACUGGCAAAGGAAAAUAUCUUCCUGCUGCGUGACAAGGACGGCAAUGGCAUUGGUGAGGCUGUGGUUCAGUUCAAGUCGUCUAAGCAUGCAGCUCUUGCUCAGAGACUACACAGGCAGGACUUCCUGGGGUCCACAUUACUAAUCACACCCAUAAAUGUAAAGCAGAUGAAGGACAUCUUGGGACAAUGAAUGUCUCUGACGAGGAAUCUCAACAGGACUGAUCAAGUGCAUACCCCACAACCAAGGACUGAUUGUCUUUAUUUUGCCAUAAAGUUCAUUCUUAACUGUUACACUCAAUUGUGUAAACCUAUCGCAUUGGUUCUUGUGACGGUUUUUCAUGGUUAAUGUUCACAAUUCCUGAACAUUCCUCCAGUGAGCAUCUUGUACAAUUAAAAUAUAUUUGAACUGUUUAUUGGCCUAUGAAUAAACUCCAGUUUUUCAAAGAGAGGAGGCU
Molecule: messenger RNA, 2414 nt
Organism: Cheilinus undulatus (humphead wrasse)
Lineage: Eukaryota; Metazoa; Chordata; Actinopteri; Labriformes; Labridae
Gene: rbm12ba
Product: RNA binding motif protein 12Ba
Exons: 3
Coding region: 452-2149 (565 amino acids)
Biological process (GO): regulation of RNA splicing
Cellular component (GO): ribonucleoprotein complex; nucleoplasm
Molecular function (GO): RNA binding
Source: RefSeq, a predicted model, not a curated record